This is a messenger RNA of Bombyx mandarina (wild silkworm), 3216 nucleotides long. Its product is annotated as atrial natriuretic peptide receptor 1. Gene Ontology annotation, biological process: intracellular signal transduction; receptor guanylyl cyclase signaling pathway; cGMP biosynthetic process. The record is from RefSeq and is a predicted model, not a curated record. Gene Ontology annotation, cellular component: plasma membrane. Gene Ontology annotation, molecular function: peptide receptor activity; ATP binding; protein kinase activity. NCBI's taxonomy places the organism in Eukaryota, Metazoa, Arthropoda, Insecta, Lepidoptera, Bombycidae.
UACAAAAUAGGGGUCUUAAUGGCCUCUCGGUUGGACUCGCCUUUUGACUUGGAAAGAUGUGGACCGGCUGUGGACCUGGGACUUAAGAAAGUGAAUGAAAAGUUUCUCUCGCAUCACGGAAUUGAAUUGGAGAAGGUUCAAGGAAGUUACCCAUCGUGCUCGGGCGCCAUAGCUCCGGGUUUGGCCGCCGAUAUGCACUUCAAGAACGACGUGAUCGCUUUCAUCGGACCCGCGUGCGCGUUCGCCUUGGAACCGGUUGCGAGGCUGGCCGCUUACUGGAAUACUCCCAUCAUCACCGGAAUGGGGGAUCAGCCGCCGUCAGAAGGAGAAUUGGCAGCCCCGGCAAGUGUAGUUAGCCGAAUGCACAGACUAAGGAAUCUCCGCAAAGGUACAGCUCCUCAAACGUUAUUCAACGACAAAGGAAAGUACCCUACGUUAACGCGGAUGUCUUACUGCCAGUGUCGGCUACCUCGCGUCUUCAACAGCAUUUUCACGAGAUUCGGUUGGUCGCACGUCGCUCUCCUACUAGACAAGUCGGAUCUAUUUUCAUUAACGGUCGGUAAAAGCCUCGAGUGGGGUCUCAGGAAGCAGGGCGUGCUUAAAGCUGUUCGGGAGUUAGACGGGAACGAGCGAGAAUCCUGCGACGCUCUACUUCUUGACGUCAGUAUGUAUGCCCGUGUUGUGAUUUUGAGUGUACGUGGAUCUCUUGUACGCGAGUUCCUAUUGGCGGCGCACGCUCUCGGCAUGACGCGGGGAGACUGGGCUUUUCUCGACGUCGAAAUAUUUCAGGGGGAAUAUUGGGGGGAAACUGGCUGGGCAGCGGGAGACAGCCGGGACGCAGCUGCACGUGUGGCAUACGAGGCGUUGCUUCGGGUGUCUUUAAAAUUACCUACUGGCGAUCGGUUCGACGACUUCGCUGAUGCAGUCCGAGCUCGGGCCAGACUGGAUUAUAAUUAUACGUUUUCAGACGGUGAAGAGGUGAACUUCUUCAUCGGUGCGUUUUACGACGGCGUGUAUCUACUCGGGAUGGCCCUGAACGAGACAUUGACUGAAGGCGGAGACAUCCGAGACGGAAGGAAUAUAACUCGGCGUAUGUGGGGCCGGGAUUUUUAUGGCAUCACUGGACACGUCCGUAUAGACAAAGUAGGCGACAGAGAUGCUGACUACGCGAUUUUGGAUUUGGAUCCGGUCACCGGGAAAUUUGAGGUUGUGGCGUUCUACCACGGUCUGAACAGUAGCUACAAGCCGGUACCUGGUAAAGCCAUCCACUGGCCGGGAGGUAGGCGUGGACCACCGCCUGACACUCCAAGAUGCGGGUUUUUGGGCACCGAUCCUACGUGUCAGGGAGAUGAACGGCAGGCUCGAAUCGACGCGGAGUUAAACAACAUAGCGUGGAGGGUGCGUCCGGAGGAAGUACUCGUCGAAGUUGGUACCGGACUAGGGGCGAGCCCGGCCUUACACAACAUCAACGAGGUCCUUAAGCUUUCACUAAGCUGGACUGCAAGAGGAAGUACAGCAGCUACCAGUCUUACUGCAUCUCCGUCGGUUACUCUGUCUUCGUUUACCGUCGGCCUCUACAAGGGCAAUAGGGUUGCAGUCAAAAAAAUACACAGAAAGAAACUCGACUUGAAUAAAAAACUAAUCUGGGAGAUUAAACAGGCUCGAAACGUUUCCCACGAGAAUACGGCACGUUUUAUCGGGGCCUGUGUGGAUUGUCCCCUAGUCUUUGUGCUCACUGAGUAUUGCCCCAAAGGAUCCCUGAAGGAUGUACUCGCUAACGAUGAACUACAAUUGGACUGGAAUUUCAGGACUUCACUUGUCCAUGACAUUGUUCAGGGAAUGUGCUAUCUUCAUGGCGGACUCGGUGCUCACGGGAAGCUCCGAUCUUCGAACUGUCUCAUCGAUGGACGUUUCGUGCUCAAGAUAUCUGAUUUCGGACUUAAUGCGCUUUGCACGCCAACAGAUUUGAUCAAGGACGACAUUUAUUAUUACAAAUUGCUUUGGACAGCGCCUGAGUUGAUAGCCGGGAGCGUUUACCCAGGGGCAGUGUCUUCGCUGAAGGGGGACGUGUACAGCUUUGGAAUAAUAUUGGAGGAGAUCGUCGUCAGAGCUGGACCAUUCCACCAUUAUACUACGACUGUGUCCAAUAAAGAGAUAGUGACACGUGUUUGUGCCCGAGAGUCACCGCCGUUUCGACCGGUGGUGGGCGUCGGAGAAGUCACGGCUGGAGGUGGAGGAGGCUCGGCGUUGGAACUCCUGGAGCUGGCUGCGAGGUGCUGGGCUGAACCACCUGACGAUAGACCGAGCUUCGACACUAUCAACGCUAAUUAUAUCAAGGGGUACUGCGACAAUCUUAUGGAUGAUUUGCUGCGGCGUAUGGAACAAUACGCGAACAAUCUCGAAUCUUUGGUCGAAGAAAAAACCGAACAGCUGUCGUUGGAAAAGAGGCGGUCUGAAGAAUUACUAUAUCAAGUUUUGCCGAGACCCGUGGCUCAGCAAUUAAUGGCCGGUGAAGUGGUACAACCAGAGAGCUUCGAGUGCGUCACGGUGUACUUCAGCGACAUAGUCGGUUUCACGGAGCUCUGCGCGGCCUCCACUCCCAUGCAAGUCGUGGAUCUUUUGAACGACUUGUACAGCACAUUCGACAGGAUCAUCGGUUUUUAUGAUGUUUAUAAGGUCGAAACAAUAGGAGACGCCUACAUGGUUGUGUCUGGCCUGCCCGAGAGGAACGGCGACCUUCACGCAAGAGAAAUAUGCUUAAUGGCGCUUGCCAUAGUCGACGCAGUGAGGGGCUUCGUUGUCCGUCACCGGCCCGCGCACCGACUCGAGGUCCGCGUUGGUGUUCACUCCGGUCCGGUUUGUGCCGGGGUGGUGGGUGUUAAGAUGCCCCAUUACUGCCUUUUUGGGGAUACCGUUAAUACCGCAAGUAGAAUGGAAUCUACAGGCCAACCCCUCCGUAUCCAUUUGAGUGAGAACACACGUGUACUCCUGGAACAAUGGGGAACAUUCAUAGUGGAGCGUCGCGGCGAGGUGGAGUUGAAGGGUCGGGGACGGAUGUUGACUCACUGGCUGCUGCAGUGCUCUGAGCCAGAGACCAGACCUCACUGCCAAAGUCCUCAGCAGCCUCCGCAGUAUCCUAUACUGUUCCCCACCUUACCUCCUGUGUCUAUACAGGUCCCUUACUUAGUUGUCGAGCCCCCCACAAUGGCUGCAUGA